Molecule: messenger RNA, 3262 nt
Organism: Lagenorhynchus albirostris (white-beaked dolphin)
Lineage: Eukaryota; Metazoa; Chordata; Mammalia; Artiodactyla; Delphinidae
Gene: RXRA
Product: retinoid X receptor alpha
Exons: 10
Coding region: 612-2015 (467 amino acids)
Biological process (GO): cell differentiation; response to retinoic acid; positive regulation of transcription by RNA polymerase II
Cellular component (GO): RNA polymerase II transcription regulator complex; nucleus
Molecular function (GO): retinoic acid-responsive element binding; nuclear steroid receptor activity; zinc ion binding
Source: RefSeq, a predicted model, not a curated record
GUUCACCCUGUGGAGGUACCGGCGUGAGCGCCGGGCUCCAGGCCCGGGCUGCCCGAGCUCAGCUGCAGCGGGUGUAGGCCUGGGUCUUCUCCGUCUCCCGGGACUCUUUCCGCCGUCUGAGGGGCAGCGGCAGGAGUUUCCUCGGCUUGAGUCCCGGGGUCGGGGUUGGAGGAGGCCCGGGCCCUCAGCCUGGGGAGCACCAGCCCGUCUCUCACCUGGUUCUCGCUCUUCAGUUACGGAGGCUCCUUUCCCCGCUUACCACGUGUGUAAGAUACGGGGGUGGAGGGUGGAGGUGGAGGAGAGGCCUUAAGUUGAGACCUCUCGCUGGGCCCUGUCCCCAGGCGCCCCUGUCCCUGCAGAGGCCUCCUCCCGGUGAAGGAGGACACGCCGGUAUGUGGCCCAGUCCAGUCCGGGCUCCCAGUGCCCGGUGCCCCCACCGGCUCAGCAGACGGUCGGUCGGGGGCUGGACGGAGGCGUGACCAGGCCCUCAGGAGGAGGCGAGGCCCCUUCCAGGAAGAUGGGAGCAGCUCUCACCCCGGCCAUCCCAGGGCUCUGACUUCUCCACGCAGGUGAACUCCUCUUCCCUCAACUCCCCCACGGGGCGCGGCUCCAUGGCCGCCCCCUCGCUGCACCCCUCCCUGGGGCCCGGCAUCGGCUCCUCGCUCGGCUCCCCGGGACAGCUGCACUCGCCCAUCAGCACCCUGAGCUCCCCCAUCAACGGCAUGGGCCCGCCCUUCUCGGUCAUCAGCUCCCCCAUGGGCCCCCACUCCAUGUCCGUGCCCACCACACCCACCCUGGGCUUCGGCACCGGCAGCCCCCAGCUCAACUCGCCCAUGAACCCCGUCAGCAGCAGCGAGGACAUCAAGCCCCCGCUGGGCCUCAACGGCGUCCUCAAAGUCCCGGCCCACCCCUCGGGGAACAUGGCGUCCUUCACCAAGCACAUCUGUGCUAUCUGCGGGGACCGCUCCUCAGGCAAGCACUAUGGGGUGUACAGCUGCGAGGGCUGCAAGGGCUUCUUCAAGCGGACGGUGCGCAAGGACCUGACCUACACCUGCCGGGACAACAAAGACUGCCUGAUUGACAAGCGGCAGCGGAACCGGUGCCAGUACUGCCGCUACCAGAAGUGCCUGGCCAUGGGCAUGAAACGCGAAGCUUGUGGGCGCGCUGCUCGGGCCCUGGCGGCGGAGGGGCUGCCGCGGGAGCUGCGGGCUGACUGGAAGCCUCCCCGUGCCUCAGCUGUGCAGGAGGAGCGGCAGCGGGGCAAGGACCGGGCUGAGAACGAGGUGGAGUCCACUAGCAGCGCCAACGAGGACAUGCCCGUGGAGAAGAUCCUGGAGGCCGAGCUGGCCGUCGAGCCCAAGACCGAGACGUACGUGGAGGCAAACGUGGGGCUGAACCCCAGCUCGCCCAAUGACCCCGUCACCAACAUCUGCCAGGCGGCCGACAAGCAGCUCUUCACCCUGGUGGAGUGGGCCAAGCGGAUCCCACACUUCUCCGAGCUGCCCCUGGACGACCAGGUCAUCCUGCUGCGGGCAGGCUGGAACGAGCUGCUCAUCGCCUCCUUCUCCCACCGCUCCAUAGCCGUGAAGGACGGCAUCCUCCUGGCCACCGGGCUGCACGUCCACCGCAAUAGCGCCCACAGCGCGGGGGUGGGCGCCAUCUUUGACAGGGUGCUGACGGAGCUGGUGUCCAAGAUGCGGGACAUGCAGAUGGACAAGACGGAGCUGGGCUGCCUGCGCGCCAUCGUCCUCUUCAACCCCGACUCCAAGGGGCUCUCGAACCCGGCCGAGGUGGAGACGCUUCGCGAGAAGGUCUACGCGUCCCUGGAGGCGUACUGCAAACACAAGUACCCCGAGCAGCCAGGAAGGUUUGCAAAGCUGCUACUUCGUCUGCCGGCCCUGCGCUCCAUCGGCCUCAAGUGCCUGGAACACCUCUUCUUCUUCAAACUCAUCGGGGACACGCCCAUCGACACCUUCCUCAUGGAGAUGCUGGAAGCCCCGCACCAAAUGACUUAGGCCCGUGGCCGUUCUUCGCACCCGCCGGUCCGGCCGCCCCGCCCGGCUGCCAGCAGCUCUUCUCAGCCGAGCCUGCCCCGCCCCUCCUCUGCCUGGAUGUUUGGACUUGGGGGCGUGGCCCGUCACUGCUAAGCCUGAGAUGUGCUGCCACCCUCGUCAUUUUCAGUACUACUCGACUGGACCGGGCAGUGGCCAUGCUGGGGUGGCAGCCGGAGUGGCAGGAACUGGUGUGAGCCCCGGGGGAGCCCGGGCGGCUCACGGGGUCUCAGGCCCCCGCCCCCGGAGCUGCAGCGGUCAGAGGGUGGCUUUGUUCCGUCACUGUUUUGUUGUCGCGAGGUCCUCUGUUUGCAGGGAUCCCUCUGCCUCCUGUGUGUGCUGGCAACCUGCCAGCCCGGCCUCACCCACAAUCGGGAGGAGGGGACAGGUGGGGGGGUUGGCAUUUCAUUGCAAAAGACUCCACCUGCCCCCUGGGAAGACGGGAGGGGCUCUGGGGCAAGCAGCCUUGUCUCCCCUCAGUCAGAAUGAAGGGUGAGCAACCCCUGUUUCCAAAGAUGACUUUCAGCCUUGUCCCCGAGCCAGUCAGAACAGAAGCUGACCUCUGUGUAGGGUUUUGGGGCCACCUCAAGGCUGCAGGGACUGGAGUCACCUGCCCACCCCACCCCACCUCAUUUCUCUCUUUGCAUCGUCCUGGUUUCAGCUUCUUGUCCCACAUGGUCCUGUCCAGCCCUGGGUAACCAACCCCCACCCCGCCCCCAAAUCUUGCAGUCUGUGCCCAGGGCCAAGGCUGACCCCAGUCCCCAGUCCUGGAGGGCUAGCCUGGUCUCUGGCCCUCCUGGAAGCACUGGAGGGCCAUGCCGACCUGGGCUCUGCUGACCUCUCAAGGGCAGAGGUCAUCACCAAGGAGGCCCACAGGGACGGGAGGAGAGGAGAGUCACUUUCCGCAGAGGGUCCUCGGGCAGCUGUGCACGUCGAAGGAGGGACUUGUGGGCGCAUGGCUCGGGGCAGGGGGCAGAUGGUCCAUUCUGGAACGCUCUGGGUAGGGAGGCCCCUUCGCUGGCUGUUCUGUCCAGAGGACUCUUGGGGUCAGGAACCGUUGAGAGCCAGCACCCUUGGGCCAGGGCUGGAUGCCCCUCGGGGACAGCCGGCCUGGCUGUGGUCUUGGCCGGCUGAUGGAGCCCUUUGUGGGAGCUCCAUCAACACCUGGUCUGGUUGAGGGCACCCCACCCAGCCCUGCACCCACCCCUGAA